CACACGUGGGGACUUAUUUUGGGGCCUCGCUCUGUUAGUCCUUCUACGCACCAGUAUAACUGAGUGGGAGUCGGUAUAUUUUUUUAGCGUUUAUUUAGAUGUCAUCUUUCACAGCACGUUGUGACUUAGGUAUAAGGACGUCUUCAGCCUUUUCUUUUUUCUGGAAUUCAAGUCAAGGUUAAAACAUCUGUCUUUUUGAAAGAUUAAACGCCUUAUUUUAACAAAAAGUUAGACAAACGUAAAGGAAAUGCUUUGAAGGCUCUCGUUAAAUUCUCAAAAAUAUAUAACAGUUGAAGAGAUGGUGAUAACCCUGCUUUGAGGAAAUGCGAGGCUUGUAAAAAUGUGUUUACGGCCGGAACGGAUGACGACAUGAAUACAACACCUGUCCACAUCUAUAUUCUCAGGUUUCUCGCGACGCGCUCAAAACAACACGUUGCAAAUAAUUCGGGAAAUAAGGCGUGGGGUGCUGAUGAACUUUAUUGGUGUGUUGUUUACAUGAAGUAUAUACAGUAUAUGCGAGUAUGCACUGGCGGCUGCAAAGCUUGGUUUUCAGUCUGUUUCUAAUGGCCCAUUUCAUGGCAGCCCGACAUAUCACCACAAGGCACCGAGAAGAAAUCUACCUCAGUCGUGAAAUACGCCAGAGCCAGCCACAAGUGUACUCGGGCCCAUUCCCCUGUCUGGACAAAAAUGGCGCGCCACAGUUUCCUCCUCCUAACGGCGCGCCGUGGCCUACAGACGAUAAAUGCCAUCUCAGUAUUUGUACCGGAGCUGGAGUGCUCACCAAGAGUAUAGGAUGUAUGCUGAAGGGUGCCGCAUGUCCCCCGGGCACAUAUCUUGAGGUCCCGCCGAAGCCCCAGUCCCCUCUAGAUUGCUGCAUGUGUAAGCCAUAUCAAAUGCUUAACAAAAGGGGGCAUCCCGCUGAUGACUUGUAUGUGAGACCUGUAUUCGACCCGCGCGUUCAGCACCACGCGAUGGAUCUCUUGAGGACAAUUUACGCUCAGUAGCACCCUGAUGGCUGAUACCGCUGACAUAGGAGGAGAAGCACACAAAGGCUCAUUUUACGGAACCCCCCUCCCAAUUAUCGGGAGGGGGGGGUCCGUAAAAUGAGAUUGGAAUAAUGAACAAUUACGUAUGGAAUAAUGAACAAUUACGUAAGGAAUAAUGAACAAUUACGUAUGGAAUAAUGAACAAUUACGUAUGAAAUAAUUAACAGUUACGUAGGACCCCCUCUCCAACAGCGUCAAAUUUAGCUCUGGCCCCCCUUUCUUUAAAAAUUACGAAGACAUUCUACAUAUAGUCACUUGCCUCCUUAUUCAUUCUACUUCGACAGGAGGAUGAACAUCAGCACCGCAUAUAGCUUAGUCGCGACUUAAUCGCCAAAUGUCCGGGAAAUAGUUGUUGAAAAAGUUUAUCUUGCCUAUGUACAAUUAACGACCAACAAGCUCAUAGCGUUUCAUUAGAGAAUCUGGGAAAUUUCUUUUUCUGGAAAUGGCCCAGAGCAGAUUGAACAGAGUUGUAAUUUUCUCUAUUCUGUCUCAUUAUUAAAACUAAAAAUGGUUUAA
This is a messenger RNA of Nematostella vectensis (starlet sea anemone), 1562 nucleotides long. RefSeq lists its product as uncharacterized. The record is from RefSeq and is a predicted model, not a curated record. The transcript has 6 exons. The coding region runs from base 522 to 1004 and encodes 160 amino acids. Lineage: Eukaryota; Metazoa; Cnidaria; Anthozoa; Actiniaria; Edwardsiidae.